UUUCCAAUCUUCUUUUAAAGAUUACAGUAAGUACAAUAAUGCAAAAAACUACUGUUAUCUCUUUAAAUCAAAGUAGCCUUUAAAUUCCAACCAUCCAUUAACCAAAAAAGUAGGUUAUACAAAACUUCUUUGCCCGAUUUAUCGGUUAUGGCAAUUGUUGUAAUACUGUAUACUGUAGGCCUACUACCUCCUCAUAUAACUACGCCCCAACUCUCCACACAACUAACGCCCACUGUCACACAGGUGUCGGAAGCCAGCAGUGAGGUGGGCGAGGUUGUUGUUGUAGACGACCCUCCUAUCGCACGCAGACAGAGCUCCGCAGGAUCUGUGGCAGGGGUGGGGGUAGCCCCUGUCACAGGCCUACCUCCAGAGCUACUCCCUCGUCAACUCAGCCAGACUCACUCGGAGCCCGAGGGCAGCACUUGCGAGCCACUUGGAGCCAAACAUGUGGAGCGAUCGGUCACUUGGGCGGAGCCGAGAAUCAAAGUGAUCCCCCCGCAAGGUCCCAGUGCUCGCAGCAUGCUAAUGGCCAUGCAUACAGAGUAUACUAGCAUCACGGAUGAGUUGGAAACACUGUGUGGAUUGUUGUCUCCGCCACGCUCCCCUCGCCUCUUGUCACCACCCAGAAUAGGUGAGACUUCUACGAGCACCCAUCGCUCCAGACACCACUCCGAGAUGUCCAACCCAGAGAUGGCAUUGGUCUGGGAGAAAGAACAUCUCAAGGAUGCAGAGGAGAGCGAUUAUCUACUGAUGGAGGGUUUGAUACAAACAAGAUUCCAGCGAAGUGACAGCGACGAUAAAUUCCACAACAACGCCUUCUUCCUUACAGCUGACCAUAGUCUUGAUAGGGGACAGGGACGGCCAUUGAGACGAGCAAGUGCCAUAGAGGGCGACAUCCCCACCCCUUGUCUCUCUCAAGCUGUUAGUCUGGAGGAGAACAUCACUGCAGCAGGCGACGGAGCGGCCACAAUCACAGGGGUGUCUGACUGUGGUGCACAGGGGGAACUGGAAGUACCCUCGGGAUCCACCAAACUAAGUGUAGAGUCUUCUAGCAUCAAGAGGCUAUCGGACAGUCAGAACAGUCUAGUUCCCAAUCCUGAAACCAUGUGUUGACUUCAAACUCAAUGAAUUCAAGUGUUGAUUGCAACAUUUCCAACUGUUGUUGAUGAUUGCGAGUCUGCGAGUUGAAACAUCUUGGAUUGGUUUUGUGUUAAGUUGCUAUUGUGAUGCAGUUGAAAAAUGUCGGAUUGGAUUUUUGUUACGUUGACAAAGUUUUGAGCACUUGUUAAGACGUCACUUCCACUUCCACUUCUCAGAGUCCGCUACCUGCAGUUGUCAGGUGUUAAGCCUUUGGUCAAACACCUGUUUUUACCAUUAAUUGGUGGCUAUCGGACCGUUAGGAAUUGAUGAUUGUUUAGUUUUAAUCAGUCGUUACUGUUUAUAUAAUGCACAAUAUUUUUAUCGAGAAUAUUUUUAAGAUUGUUGUGUAUAGUGUAUUGUAUCAUUAAAUCGGUAUAUAUUACAUGUAAAUAAUAGUGAUCAACACUGUAAGUUUUUUCUCUCUGAAUGAGACUUUGCCAAUUAUAUUUCAGUGUUUUAUAGCAUUUUCUAGUUUCACCUAAGUAUUGUUUAAAAAGUUUUUGUUUUUUAUUCAACCUCUUCUUGCUGUUUACAUUUUUUUCAACAAUAUAAUGUAAACUUAAUUUUUAUGAAAAUUUCAUAAUGAAUAUGUUUAAUAAAGUAUCUUUUUUAAAUUUUAAGAUUGUAGAUUUCUUCUCACAAUCUUUUCAUGAAGGUUACCUAUUUUUUAGCAUUUGAUUUGCAUGGGAAGUACAUCAAAACCUUUUAUCCUGUUUGUGCAAAAUUAUGUUAUUUCUUACAUAUUUUGUUCUUAUUGAUCAACCUAUACAAAUCCUGAAAGUACUGCAAACGCCUAUAUCAUACUGAAAUUUGGAUUUAUCAGUUUUAAUUUAAAGACAUUUUUUUUCAUUAAAUUUAUUAAAACUUAAAACAAACUUCCAUAUCACACCACCAUAUCAUAUUGUAUAGGUGCUGAAGUCAGGAUCAUACCAAGCAAGACCAUUGCAUUAUAUAAACUGUAACUGUACAGUGAUGCUGUAGCUUUACAGUCAAAUGUAUCAGUCUACAAAAUCUACUUUGUACCAAAGCAAUGUUUAGAGAUUUGUUACUUGGGACAAACCAAAGUAUAUCAAUAAAAGGUUGUCGUUUAAAUAAUAUAAUUUUGAUGUUACUGCGUCAAAUGACACCAAAAAGUUGAUUUGUGAUGUAAUUUAUGUGUUGAAUGCGGCCUAAUGUGAUCCAUUUCUAUUGCAUGAGUGUUUGAUUACUUACUUAUAAUCAUGGACACAAAACAGUUUAUUUAAUCAGUUAAAAAGAUUUGUACUGAAUAGAAUGUUGAUUGCCCGUUUGGGACCAACUAUCCAACAGUAGAACUGAAAACCAAUGUAGAUUUUUGUUGUUUAGCUUAUUAAUUUAUUACAACUGUGGAUAAUAUUAGAAAUUUACGUACACUUGGUUUCAAUUCUACUGUGUUUUCGCUAUAUCAGUUUGUAUUUUUAUAUAUCUUUAUGUUUCUAAAGGAUUAGCUGUGUAUGUAUUGUUUUUUUUUUAUUUAGCAUAGUCAGUAGACUUAAAACUAGUAUGUAUAGUAAUUUUUAUCUUUUAUGAUGACCAAACUCUAAGUUUGUGAUAUGUAGUUUUUAUUCUAACAAUCUAUGUUUUUGUUUGACUUUUUUAUUUUAUAGCCGCACGGUACCUAGGGUACAAUAUGUGAAUACAAUAUUAUUAUGUGUAAACCUAAAAGGUAGAUUAAUUAUAUUGUAAUGUAAGACAUGAGAUUUUAUGAACCUUCAAUGCAACAUCGUUUAGUUGGGAAACAAAUGCUGGACUUCACGUCAACCUUUCAAUCUAGCCCCAAACAAACACAAACAUAUAAAUAAUGGUGGUUUCCUAAACAAAUUUGUAUAUUCAAAAUAAUUACAGCUUAUAAAUAAUUUUAAAAUAUUAAUUGAUCGUAUUUGUAUAUCAACAUGCUUGACAAGUAGGCCUAUGGUAAGUAAAAAAACAGUAUUACUGCAUAGGUUAUUUUACUAUUCUGAUCGUAAGAUUCAAUUAAACAGGACCCGAUGUGGCAAACUAUGUCCCCUCCCCCGAUGGGGCUUUAAACCUAUGAUUUGUGAGAUUCGUGCCAUUGUGUAAAUUCUCAUAUUCAUGAUCUUGGCCCAUAUUUUUUGUAAAGAUAAGAAAUUCCUUGCACAGAAUCUGGGGAGACGAGAUCGAGCUGUAGAAAUCUCCUAAAUAAAAAUCAGAAUUUUUAAAAGGUUCAAAUUUUGUCAUCACUCAGAGGAGUGUGUCAAUCAAUUUCCAACCUUUUUGAAUGUUGAGGAAAGCUUUACAAAUUUGAAAGCCAUAAAAAAAUUCUGUUUUACCAUUAAUUUGUAAUGUUUAUAGACACUGUAUAACACCUAGCUCUUUACAGUAUUGAUGUUUUUCUAUUGCCUCCAAUCAACUGUUCCAUGUUUUUCCUUCUCGUUUUAUAGUUUUUAUCAUGUUUUAUUAACCAUAGGUCAGGACCACAAUAAAAAAUGUAUUAAAUACAUUCAAAUAAAAUUUAAUUAACAUUUUUUUAUCUUGAUUUUGUAUUUUAUAACUUUAUUAAAGAUGAGAGUGUGUUGGUACAUAAAUCAGUUUUUAAAUACAAAUUGACAAUAUUAGUCAAGCAAUACUUUAAGUUUUUAAAACUGCAAUAAAAACAAUAAUUGGAAGACUGAGUAUAUUUCAUGUUUGUGGAUAAUGUAAUAACUUUUAACUUUUAUUUGUACGUAGGGUUAAAACAUAGUUUUUUAAAGCACAUAUCGUUUGAUUUUUUUUCCAAGACAACUGAUAAAUUGAAUAAUGUUACUUUAUAUAUCAGUUGAUCCAUAAUUUAUUUUAUAUAAAACUGAAUGGUAUAUUAAAUACAUUUGAGCUAUUCAUAAAUUGUAUUGAUCAAGUUAUUAAGGUAACUUUCUUAUGUACUUAAAUUUUAAUAGUUAUAUAAAUAAAACUAAGCAAUAUUGUAGAUACAAAACAUUGUGACCUAAAAUAUUUUAUUUGUGAUUGUGAACGUAUAUUUUAAUAUAUCUAUUAUCUAAUAAUUGUGUUUGCAUGAAAUUUUUAUCAAGAUAGACGUAGCUCACUAUAAUAAGAUAUUUUUCAUAUCAACAUUAAUUUUGUUCUACUUUUCAAAUCUGUUAAGGCUAAUUUCAAAACAGCAUGACUUGUUAUUUAUAUUGGUUAGUUUUAUAAAAACAUAUAAGUAAUUUAUUAAUAUUUUUAAUGUCUGCUCUAGGGAAAUGUUUUAACAUUAUCUUUGAUUGAAUGUGUUAAGUAUCAGUAAAAAAACAAGCUUAGUAACUUAUGUUAUUUGCUGGUAAGAAUGAUUGAUAUAGUUUUAGAACAAUUAAUUCAGGAAUAUAAUUUUCCCAUGUAAAAUUACAAGAUGUAUUAUUAUGAUAAUCAAUUGAAAAAGUAAAUUUAAAAUGUGUUGCCCUCGAUUAAAAUGUUUAAAUGUAAUAUUCCAUUUUUUUCUGAAAAAAAAUGUAUAACAAAAAAUAUAGAAGAAACGUUUUAAAAACAAACCCCUUGUUAUAUAAGGUACUCAAUGCAAUAUAAUUUUAUAUUAUAAUUUGAUUUAUUUUACCAUCCAGUUUUGAUGAAUAUUAUUCAAAAACUACAUCCACCUUGAAAUAAGACAAAUGUAACCUUCAAUGUUAUUAAAAACUUACAAGUAUGUAACUGAAGCAAGGUGUGUGAAGUAAUUUGAUUGCUAUCGUUGUAUGGGUAUCAUUGCCAAUAAGUUUCUAUUCUGUAUUGUUUUGUGAUAUCUUUUCUAUGACUUAGCCCCUUAGCAAUACUCUAGACUGUUUCCAUCAAACCCUGAUGUACAGUGUACUUUACUACUCUUGACAAUCAACCUGUCUUCAAUAAACUUGGAAA
Macrosteles quadrilineatus (aster leafhopper) is the source of this 4998-nucleotide messenger RNA. Its product is annotated as transient receptor potential cation channel trpm-like. Bases 148 to 1113 code for a protein of 321 amino acids. The transcript is spliced from 4 exons. The record is from RefSeq and is a predicted model, not a curated record. Lineage: Eukaryota; Metazoa; Arthropoda; Insecta; Hemiptera; Cicadellidae.